UUCGGCGACGGAGAAUUUUACAAAAAUUAAAAUGGUAGACUCCCCAACUUACUGAAUUUGUAACUCCCCGGUUACCGCUAGUACUCAUUUUAAUUUUGUGAUAGGAAUACACAAAAAUGGCAGAAGCAUCUGAUAAUCCAGAUCCAGCCACAGCUAGUUCCAUUUUGGAUUUCAAUACUCUGGACAUAAAUGGUGAAAAAGUGGAGUUGUCAAAAUACAAAGGCUAUGUAACCUAUAUUGUUAAUGUCGCAAGUCAAUGAGGUUUAACUAAGGAGAACUAUGCUCAGCUGGCUCAACUGCACAAAAGUCAUGCUGGGGAAGGUCUUCGGAUUUUAGCUUUUCCAUGUAAUCAGUUUGGAAAGCAAGAGCCUGGCUCAAAUGAGGAAAUCAAAGCAUUUGCCAUGGAAAGAGGUGCUGAAUAUGAUUUGUUUUCUAAAAUUAAUGUAAAUGGCGCACAAGCUCAUCCAUUAUAUCAAUUUCUCAAGUUGAAACAGAAAGGUACUUUUGGAAGCAACAUUAAAUGGAAUUUUACCAAAUUCCUUUGUGAUAAGAAUGGAGUUCCUGUUAAACGGUAUGCGCCUACGACAAAGCCACUGUCUUGCGUUAAAGACAUUGAAAAAGAACUUAAAAAAUAAAUUUAAUGUUUUAUUAUUUUUUUUCUUAGUUUUUGAUUUAUGGUAUUAGCUAUAUAGUUAAUUAUUUAAAGUUACUUCUUUAUUUAGUAAUUAAUUUAAUUUUUUUCAUAUAAAAUAACAUAUAUUUGGGUGUGAGGAAAUUGCCUUUUAAAUCGUAGCUUCUCAAUUUUAAAAGGUUCAUGUUUGAAUUUUUUUUCUUCACAUGUUUUACAAUUUUUUUAUUAUUGCACUAUAUUGAAAUAGAUAUACAUAUAUAUAUUUUCAUGUCCUUAAAAUUAUUUAUUAUAUAAGUUGCAUUUGGUGUUGGUGAUAUUUAAUGAUGGUUUAGCCAUAUCCUUGUUUACAAGUUGGCUUCACUUGAUUAUCUUAACAUAGUGCAGUUAUGUAUAGUUGAUAUCCAUCUGUUGCACCAAAACAUGUCGUAUAAAAA
Hydractinia symbiolongicarpus is the source of this 1065-nucleotide messenger RNA. RefSeq lists its product as uncharacterized. Lineage: Eukaryota; Metazoa; Cnidaria; Hydrozoa; Anthoathecata; Hydractiniidae. Gene Ontology annotation, molecular function: glutathione peroxidase activity. The record is from RefSeq and is a predicted model, not a curated record. Gene Ontology annotation, biological process: response to oxidative stress. The transcript has a single exon.